This is a messenger RNA of Cyphomyrmex costatus, 3607 nucleotides long. RefSeq lists its product as uncharacterized. NCBI's taxonomy places the organism in Eukaryota, Metazoa, Arthropoda, Insecta, Hymenoptera, Formicidae. The record is from RefSeq and is a predicted model, not a curated record. The transcript has a single exon. The coding region runs from base 192 to 1904 and encodes 570 amino acids.
AAUCGACCUUCGGGAAGAAUAAUCUCGCAUCUCAUCGUCCUCUUUCUUCGUUAAAAUAACUGACGUUUAUUUCCCAAGACUGAGGUAUGAGUCCUGGAUAUAAGGAUUUCUACCGAUCAGUUAGGCUCCUUAAUUCGUAAUUCUUUUGGACAAAGUUUCCGAAGGUGAAACAUCGAACAGGAAACACAAAGAUGCCCGCCUGCUCGAGCGAGAGCUCGUCUAGAUUAUGGUCUUCCAGCCCGCCGAUGUCGCGUAGCAGCAGCGCGUCGCCGCCGCUACCCGGCACACCAUUAUCCACAUCGCCACCCCGAAUGUCGCCUGUCUCUAUGUUGAAGCGUACGUCGUCAAAUGUGAUUGUGUCGACGUCCCAUGCACCGAACAGCCUUUCCCGGGCGUCGUCACUCUCGAGUAUAUCGACGGCGAUACUCUCUCAGAGACGACAGCAACAACGACAGCAGCAACAACAUCACCAUCAGCAGGGUACGCUAGCGGCAGAUAAUCGGCACGUCGAAAGGAGCAACGAUUCCAUUCUCUCGAGGAUCUUGUCUUGGUAUUUCGGACUUCUGUCGAGUCUAUUUCGAAGUGUCUUCAAUAUCAUUGGCUACGCGAUCUGGGCUCCUGCUCUCUGGGCAUCCGCUUGGAUUUGCCUGUUCUGGGUGAUUCUGCAACUACCACUGACCGCUCUUAAAUGGUUCAUCACGGUAUUGCACACCCCGGCGUAUGAGAGAUCGCGUAACAAGCGGUGUGUGCUGAUCAGCGGCGGUAGCACAGUGCAGGCGGUGCAUCUUGCACGCAACUUCUACAAGGCGGGCGCCCGGGUGAUAGUGUGUGACCUCGAGGGCCUGUUCGGCUUGGCCAGAUUCUCCACCGCCUGCUCCAAGUACUACACGAUACCGCGACCCGGGCCCAGGAACAUUGUCGAGUAUAUAAAGGCGUUACGGGAUAUCGUCCAGCGCGAACGAGUGGCCUACUACAUACCGGUGAGUGCCUCCAGUACCGCAUACUACGAUGCCUUAGCGAAACCGCAUCUGGAGAUCAUGGGCUGCGAGUGUUUCGUACCCGAUGCCAGCGAAGUGACCGCGUUGGACGAUCCGUUGGAGCUACUACGACGCUGUCGCAUGCUCGGUCUUACGAUCCCACAACACUUUCUGUUGCGAUCAAUGCAGGACUUAUCCACGCUUUAUGAGCGAAACACGUUCCGCAACGGCAGGUACAUGAUGCUAGCCGCCGGUCCCGCAGGGAUGCGUGAUCGCGCCAAGAUCUUGCUACCACCCACUUUCAGGGAGUUUCGAAAUCAACACGAGAUCAGCGAGAGGCGACCGUGGGUGGUAAUCCGCGACCCCGGUGGAGAUCACUUCAUCACGUGCACCACGUUGAAAGAGUCACGGAUAGUGACGAACGUGACCUGCCGAGUGGACGAAGACCGGGGCCUCAUACCAGAAGAACGUCCCGAGAUUAUAAGAUGGCUCGAACAGUUCUUCGCCCGUCCCUUCGGCGGCAGGAUCAACGGUCACAUGAGCUUCCGAUUAGCAGUGUCGGAGGAGACGGGUGAGCUGGUGUCCAUCGGCUGCCGGGUUGGCGUGAGCCUGCCCUACAUCUGUCACACGGGGAUACAUCCGCGUCUGGUGUGGAAACCCUGCCGACACUUCUCCAGGCAGAAUUCAGCGUUACUAAGUACGUCGACCCGACAACUGCUAUCCGAUACCGUGGUGAGUGCCCUCAAACAAUCGACCAGCGAGACCGCGCCCCAUCUACUCGGCACAGUGCUGGACAAGAGAGAAUCCCUUUUCGUGUAUUGGGACCCGUUGCCCUACUGCGCCUACUAUCACCUGCAAUUGCCGUUCAGGCGCGUCGCAGAGGUCAUCAGGACGCAGCAUAACCCACCCUUGGCGGUAGUGCAAUAGGAUUAAUCCUUAAAGCGGGAGCUUAUCUCUUGUCCUGACAAUGAGAUCGCUUCUGUUUCGCCUACUAUCCUAUGUAGCUUACCCUUCAAACAUCGCGAGGAUCAUGAAGAAUUCACAAUUCAUCCUUAACUCGUGAUGCAACUGCAAGAGUUACAAGUGUAGCUAGUAUCUGAAUCUCAUCGUUGAUCGCGUCUCCGAGAAGAAAUAAAAUGUGCCAAAGAGGAGAUCCGCGAACGAAUCCCAGAGAUCGUACCUAUUUCUAUUUCGUGAGUAAUUGUGUGUGGAGUGUGAUAUUAUUUAUUGGAGAACAAUGUAUCUGCGCGCGAUAUCUAUUUCACACGCGGCUGAUCGGCGAAAUCUCGUCGGCAAUGAGCUACGUAAAUUCUCUUGUUACAUUACCUUGCUUCGCGUCGUAAUAUAUUAAUGAAUAUGAGAUUAGCAAUACGAUAUUCCACGCAUGGAAUGUGAAAGAGAGCGUGUAUAUGUAUGCGUGUAUGUAAUUUCUCAUCUCAUCUGCUUAUCAAUUAAUGAUUAUAACGUAUAAAUAUAUAUAUGUAGCAGUACUAUUUUUGCUGAAGAGAAGAGGAAAGAGACACGUGUAGCUGCGUGUCAAUUCGAGAAUUAGAAAAUAAGGAUUUGUCCACGCAGAACACAAGUCAUUACGACAUUCAAAACAGCUCCGAUUAUUAAGAAUCACUUUUCAAUCGGUAACGAUUAAUUUUAACGUCAUUUUGACGUUAUCGUAACUUGUUGUUCUGCUUGGAUGGCAAAGGCGCGUUCUCCCCUGACUCGUGUCUAUAAGAGGGAGUGAAUGGAGGACCGUACCGUUUGCGAGAUUAUCGCACUACCAGCAAUCGCCGGUUUGUUCACGGAUUUUAACGAAAGUGAGCGAGUUAAAAAUAGGUGCAAAGGUCAAGUUCGGCUCGUAAUCGGUAUGAAAAAGAAAAACGCGAAAAAAAAAAAAAAAGAAGACAUGCAGCGAUGCGUUGCCACUCGAGCCUCUGCCAUUUGCUCUCGAUUGCGGGAACGUAUGGGAGAGGAGCGCGAUCGGAGAUCGCUGAUGAAAAAACACAUGCAAGUUAUCAAUACUGAUUGUACUAAACGGGAGACUUUUGCGUUGUGCGUGAUUAAUAUGCUCCUAUCUUUCCCUGCAGACUGGCACAGCGACGAUCCGUAACAAUAACGCGAGAAGAGGGAAAAAGAAGCCAAUUAAAUCUAAUCUUAUACCUUCCUCGCUAUAUUUUACCGUAAUCGCCUGAAAGGCUUCUCCUCGAUUCAAUUUUCUCGAAUCACUGCUAAUCGCUUUUCUUAGAUGCUAGGAGGUCACACUGCAACGCGAAGAGAUUUCAUAUUUAAAAAUGCUGAUUUAUCAUCCGUGCAAUGUGUGAACUAACGAUAUUUUAGAGAGAAGAUUAAUCUUUAAUUUUCCAUUAUUAUUAAAUUAAGAUCGAUCGCAAAUUGUGCAUGAAUGUGUAAUAGCGAAAGAUGUUCGUACAAUCGCUGAUAGGAUUAUUUAUGAAGUAUCGUAUACUCAGAUCAAUAGGCACCGGCGAUAUCAAUGUUGUCUUUGCUUGCCGAGCAAGAAUACUCGCUUACAAAUAUACGAUUGCUUGGUACAUGUUUUGUAAAUAUCAGCGCAUAAUCGAUGGAAGUGGCUUAACCCUUCCGAUAUCAUUUUUCUCUUUUAUAUGAAAAAAAAAAAC